AUGCGUGGCCCCAGCUGGCUGGGUGCUGUGCUCUUCCUUGGGGUACAGCUCCGAGCACUGUGGCCGGUGGCAGCCAUGGAAGUUCAUACUUCCAAGGAGGUGGAUGCUGUGAAUGGCACUAACCUGAGGUUAAAAUGCACCUUCUCCAGCAGCAGCCCUAUUAGCCAGAAGCUGUCAGUGACCUGGAACUUCCAGCCAGAGGACCUGAGCUCUCAUGAGCCAGUAUUUUAUUAUCUGAGUGAGCCCUACACUCUGUCUACAGGACGGUUUAAAGAGCGAGUCACCUGGGAUGGGAAUAUUGAGCGUAAUGAUGUUUCCAUCAUCAUCUGGAAUUUGCAGCCCACCGACAACGGGACGUUCACCUGCCAGGUGAAGAACCCACCAGACGUUGAUGGCACAAUUGGUGAAGUGCGACUCAGAGUUGUGCAGAAAGUGCAUUUCUCAGAAAUCCACUUCCUGGCUGUGGCCAUUGGGUCUGCCUGUGUGGUGAUGAUCAUUGUGGUGAUGGUUGUGAUUAUCUGUCAACACCGUCGGAAGAAAGCGCAAGAGAAGAGGAUCGAGGUGGCAGACACAGAACUGAGAGAGAAGGAGAAUCUGAAGAUUAGAGAAGAAAAGGAAGCCACUCCUUUGGAAGACUAG
Molecule: messenger RNA, 639 nt
Organism: Apaloderma vittatum (bar-tailed trogon)
Lineage: Eukaryota; Metazoa; Chordata; Aves; Trogoniformes; Trogonidae
Gene: MPZL2
Product: myelin protein zero-like 2
Exons: 5
Coding region: 1-639 (212 amino acids)
Biological process (GO): cell-cell adhesion
Cellular component (GO): membrane
Source: RefSeq, a predicted model, not a curated record